This is a messenger RNA of Ipomoea triloba (trilobed morning glory), 1614 nucleotides long. RefSeq lists its product as uncharacterized. The record is from RefSeq and is a predicted model, not a curated record. Lineage: Eukaryota; Viridiplantae; Streptophyta; Magnoliopsida; Solanales; Convolvulaceae. The transcript has a single exon. Bases 1 to 1614 code for a protein of 537 amino acids.
AUGGAUCGGAGUUGGAUGCAUGAGAAACGCAAUACAGUCAAAUAUAUACAAGGGGUUCAAGAGUUCAUACAAUAUGCUGAAAAAAAUAAAAGCAAAAAGGCGGAGGAUUUUAUAUCGUGCCCGUGUUGUGAUUGUAAAAAGUUGAAAAGAUAUCGUACUUCUGACGUAGUGAAGGGCCAUUUGAUACGCCGUGGCUUUAAGGAAGGGUACGAUCUAUGGAUAUGGCAUGGUGAAAGCUUACCUCCUAGUACAAGUGUUCGUAAGAGUGAAACUCAUGUAGAUAGUGAAACUCAUGUAGAGAGUGAGAAUCAAGCAAAUAGUCAAACUCAGGCAGAUAACGAGGAGAAUAAUGAAACUCAUGUUAGCAAUGAUGAGGAUGAUGAAAUUAAUGACCGAAUAGAUGAAAUGAUGCGUGGUGUGCAGGGAGAUUUUAGUGAAAUGCCUCUUGAAUUUAGAUGUUUGUUUGAUAAUGCUGAAAAACCUUUGUUCUCUGGGUGUACCAAAUAUACUAAGUUAUCUGCUGUGCUUAAGUUAUAUAAUUUAAAAGCAAAGAAUGGAUGGAGUGAUAAGAGUUUCACGAGAUUAUUAGAACUACUAAAAGACAUGUUUCCUAGUGAUAAUGAACUUCCACAUUCAACCUACGAAGCAAAAAAGUUGUUGUGUCCGUUGGGUAUGGACAUUGAGAGGAUACAUGCAUGCCCAAAUGAUUGUAUACUGUAUUGGAAAGAAUACAAGGACUUGCAUGUGUGUCCAAAGUGUGGGACAUCAUGUUAUAAAAGGAAAAAUGUUGAUGAUGUGUGUGAGGGUAAGAAAUGUCCACCAGCGAAAGUAUUAUGGUAUUUACCCGUAAUACCAAGAUUUAAACGCAUGUUUUCUAAUCCAAAAGAAGCAAAAAAAUUGCAAUGGCAUGCUAUUGGGAGAAAGGAUGAUGGAAAACUAAGACAUCCAGCCGAUUCACCACAAUGGAGGAAUAUUGAUAGGAGGUGGUCUGAAUUCGGUACUGAAAAUAGGAAUCUUAGACUUGGAUUGUGUACUGAUGGAAUGAACCCCCAUGGUAACAUGAGCAGUCGACACAGUACUUGGCCUGUCCUAUUAGUAGUCUAUAAUCUUCCACCUUGGUUGUGUAUGAAGCGGAAAUACAUCAUGUUGUCGUUGUUAAUAUCAGGGCCUAAACAACCAAGAAAUGACAUAGAUGUAUAUCUAGCCCCACUCAUUGAAGAUUUAAAGAUGUUGUGGAAUGAAGGUGUGUCGGUGUAUGAUGCUUAUAGUCGAAGCAGUUUUACCUUACGUGCAAUGAUCUUUUGCACCAUAAAUGAUUUUCCAGCUUAUGGUAACCUAUCAGGUUAUACUUGUAAAGGAGCUAAGGCAUGUCCUAUUUGUGAAGAUGAAACUCCCGAUCUAUGGUUGAGUAAUUGUAAAAAGAAUGUGCUCAUGAGUCAUAGGGCAUUUCUCCCAGAUGGUCAUCCUUAUCGAAAGAAGAAAAAAGCUUUUAAUGAAAAACCAGAGACUCGAGUAGCUCGUUUGCCUUUAUCUGGACAUGCAAUUUAUGAGCGUGUUAAAAAUGUUGAUGUUGCUUUUGGCAAAACUUGUAAGACUACUCAGAAGACUCUCUAG